AAAGAAAGCUCAUAGUUGUGAAAAGUGAAAAAAUUGGUUCCCCACUGUUCAGUAAAUAUGGAACAUGAAAUGUAUUUAUGCCGGAAAAUAAACAUGUCGAUCCCUUUUUAUAAUUAUGAAUCCUAAAAAUGACAUGCUAACAACCAUCCAUAAUUUACUGUAUGUUAUGUCAAUAUUGCAGCCUCACGGUUAUGUGGAUAUGGACUUCCGAUGAUUUAUCUUUUUGUUAACUGAUAAUUCCCUAGAAGUGUUUAACAGACCAAAUGUUUAUAAUAUAUAAUGGAGGAUAAUUGAUGUUCUUUAUAAUUCAACAAUACCUCAUAUAAUAAAUGGAAAUAAUAUUAGGCAGUCUAUGGAGUUGACAAUGACACAUUCAUCGAUUGCAACCAGAUCUAUACCAUUUAUUAGUAUAAGAGAUUUUAAUUUCAGUGCCAGUACCAUGGAACACUCUAGAAUAUUUGCAAAUAAUAUAUCAUCUACUAUAGAAGAGAUCAGGCCUUUUGUAGAACAUCAACCUGGAAUUUCAUUAAGUUCAUUAUUAAAUAUUCAAAGAAUACAAACUCCAUUAAGUACAAUAAUUCCUUCAGCGGAUAAUUAUAUAAUUAAUAUUGAAGAUCAACCAAUAAGUGGUACACAUCCACAUAAUGGUCCCGACCAUAACCAUCAUCAUCAUCAAAUAACUGCAACAGAUAAUUUUUUAAAUAAUAUUCGUGAAGCUGCAAAUGAAGUUGUAGGAGAAAACCACAAUAAUAAUAGUAACAUUGCCAUUAAUCAUAAUAACAACAACAAUAAUAAUAACAUAGAGGAAAAUUCUGCAGAUGCACUACAAGGUAGUGUAGAAGCACGUGCAUUACUUAGAGGAUUUCGAAAGUACAUCCUCUUUAUUUCUCUUCUACUUGCAAAAGGUCUUUAUGACCAUAAAGCUGGUGUUUUCAACUUCAUAGUAUUGUUUGUUACGUUUAAUCAUGCUAAUAAUGUUGUGAAACGUGAAAUUGCAAAACAAAAUAAUAAAAGUUGGAUUUCACUUUUAGUUAUUACAUGUUAUGUUCUUGCAUGUAUAGUUUUUAUAAAUUUUGAAUAUGAUACACAUAUAUUUUCUCCUUAUACCCAGCCUCUUACAAUCUGGGAAUUAAUGUGGUCAGUUUUGAUAACAGAUUUUAUUUUAAAACUCAUUACCAUUGUUUGUAAAGUGUUUUUAACAUGCCUACCCUCCAAACUUUUGGCACUUCGACAAAAAGGGAAAUAUUAUCUCGUGUUGGAAGCAACAUCUCAAUUUUAUCGAUGUAUUGCACCUGUACAGCCAUGGUUAUAUUACUUUUUUGAAGCAUACCAAGGUCCUGAAAAAAUUUUAGGAGUGUUUAUCUCUGUAUUAUAUAUAGUGAGUAAGGGAACUGAUUUAUUAUCUUGUUUGAAGUUACUUCAAACUGCAGUUUGCAAAUUAUUCCAAAACAUGAAUUUGGGAGUGUCACCAUCCAAAGAACAGUUAAUGGCAUCAGGUGGCAUCUGUGCAAUUUGUCAUGAAGAAUAUUCAAUGCCAGUGAGAUUACAUUGUAAUCAUAUUUUCUGUGAAACAUGUGUUUUAACCUGGUUAGACAGAGAACGUUCGUGUCCGUUAUGUCGUGCAGUAAUUACGGAUGAUCCUAUUUAUCGAGACGGCCAUACAACUUAUUCUAUUCAGUUAUAUUGA
Molecule: messenger RNA, 1687 nt
Organism: Dufourea novaeangliae
Lineage: Eukaryota; Metazoa; Arthropoda; Insecta; Hymenoptera; Halictidae
Gene: Rnft2
Product: RING finger and transmembrane domain-containing protein 2
Exons: 5
Coding region: 353-1687 (444 amino acids)
Biological process (GO): positive regulation of ERAD pathway
Molecular function (GO): ubiquitin protein ligase activity
Source: RefSeq, a predicted model, not a curated record